AUUCAUCUCCGCAUUUCUCGCUCAUUGACCCAGCUCAUUAUUCUCUACUUCAUUCAAAAUUAUUGAAGCAUUUAUAACUUAUCUCCUGCUCAAGAGCGACACAGCACAGACUAGUCUAGAGUAACCUACCACCAAGUCCAACCUAAGGAAGCCCCUCAACUCAAGCCAGCAUUACCAAAAUCAAACGCGAAACCCAACCCUCCACACCAACUCCGAUGACAUCUUCCAAGCGCUCUAAGGAUUCCGACUCCUCCGACACCGAACCCAAGAGCCCUUCCAAGAAGUCCUGCGCUCGAACCGAAGGCCCCGAAAGCAUCAAGGAUGCGUUGGAGGCUGUCAGGUACAGAGAACCGAUCCAGAGAGGAGAAAUAGGCGAGCAGCAAUAUCUGAAGGAGAGGAUCGAAGAAGCAAGGAAGAAUCUGGAAUUGCUAAGCGACCUGCAAGAUAUGCUCCUACUCCAAGAACCGGCUGCUGAGAUACUCGAGACCAUGCAAGGAUCAACCGGAGAGAACGACAGGAAUGGACAUGGUCUGAAGACGGUCGCAGGCAAUGCUUUUGAGAAAUUUAGGGAAACGUAG
Molecule: messenger RNA, 578 nt
Organism: Aspergillus steynii IBT 23096
Lineage: Eukaryota; Fungi; Ascomycota; Eurotiomycetes; Eurotiales; Aspergillaceae
Exons: 2
Coding region: 216-578 (120 amino acids)
Source: RefSeq, a predicted model, not a curated record